Messenger RNA from Mauremys mutica (yellowpond turtle), 1467 nucleotides. It is a transcript of the gene SLC25A6, whose product is annotated as solute carrier family 25 member 6. Lineage: Eukaryota; Metazoa; Chordata; Testudines; Geoemydidae. Gene Ontology annotation, biological process: mitochondrial ATP transmembrane transport; mitochondrial ADP transmembrane transport. The record is from RefSeq and is a predicted model, not a curated record. The transcript is spliced from 4 exons. Gene Ontology annotation, molecular function: ATP:ADP antiporter activity. Gene Ontology annotation, cellular component: mitochondrial inner membrane. Bases 69 to 965 code for a protein of 298 amino acids.
CCUUUUUUUGUCCGUGCGUGGCGGCUGCGGCGUUUCCCCCCCCCAGCGGCUCCCGGCUCAGCGCGAACAUGGCGGACCAGGCCCUCUCCUUCGCCAAGGACUUCCUGGCGGGCGGCGUGGCCGCGGCCAUCAGCAAAACCGCCGUGGCGCCCAUCGAGCGGGUCAAGCUGUUGCUCCAGGUACAACAUGCAAGUAAACAAAUUGCUGCUGACAAACAGUACAAGGGUAUCAUUGAUUGCGUAGUGCGUAUCCCAAAGGAGCAAGGAGUUCUGUCCUUUUGGCGUGGAAAUUUUGCAAAUGUCAUCAGAUAUUUCCCCACUCAGGCUCUCAAUUUUGCUUUCAAGGAUAAGUAUAAGCAGGUGUUCUUAGGAGGAGUGGACAAGCACACUCAAUUUUGGAGGUAUUUUGCUGGUAAUCUGGCUUCUGGUGGUGCAGCUGGUGCCACUUCUCUCUGCUUCGUCUAUCCUUUGGAUUUUGCAAGAACACGUUUGGCUGCUGACGUUGGAAAAGCUGGUGCCGACAGAGAAUUCAGAGGUCUGGGGGACUGUCUAGUCAAAAUUACCAAGUCUGAUGGUCUACGUGGCUUAUAUCAAGGGUUCAAUGUGUCUGUGCAGGGUAUCAUCAUCUAUAGAGCUGCCUACUUUGGAAUCUAUGAUACGGCAAAAGGCAUGCUCCCAGAUCCCAGAAACACUCACAUUGUGAUAAGCUGGAUGAUUGCACAAACAGUGACUUCUGUGGCUGGUGUUGUCUCCUAUCCUUUUGAUACAGUGCGGCGUCGAAUGAUGAUGCAGUCAGGACGUAAAGGAGCUGACAUCAUGUACUCCGGAACAAUUGACUGUUGGAAGAAGAUUGCCAGGGAUGAAGGAGGAAAAGCUUUUUUCAAGGGUGCAUGGUCCAACGUUCUCCGAGGCAUGGGUGGUGCUUUUGUGCUCGUGCUGUAUGAUGAAUUAAAGAAAGUAAUUUAAAAACAGCCUAACUAGAAUUGGAAACCAAGUUGAGCAGAUCAUGUAGAAUAACUUUACCAUUAUGGACCAUUGACCUUCAAGAAAUUCCUGUGUUGUCUUAUUUAUCGGGGCCAGAUCAUGUUGGUAGAUGGGGCUAGAAACUUAUCAAGGGAACUGAUCCAUUUCAAGAUUGCCUUUUUUGCAGACACUGAAACUGACAGUUCAGCAUACUGAAUUUUCUGUGUCAGUGUUGGGAUAUCAGUGGAAGUAGUUCUGGGUCCACAGAAGCAGUUUGGGCAAAGAAAGUUGUUGGGUUUUUUCUAUAUUUGCCCUCCGAUCAUUCUCUAGUUUCCUGUCUUAUAGGACCAUAAAAUUGUUUGCGUAUUUGUUUAACAAAUCAUGUCUAUUCCACAUGUACUUAAGCACUCUGUACCAUUUUGCACAGCUGAACCUUUAGCAAGUAUGUUCUUUUAAAUUGGGGCAUUCUGCUGUAAAACAAUAAACAUACUUACUCUGAAACUAA